AUGGGAUUUAAUAAGAUUUUUCCUAAUAUAUUUGUAGGUAAUAUAUUAAAGCAUGGGUAUAAGAAAAGGUUAAUCUAUAUAGAUAAAAGAAGGUUCAAUACCUUUAACAAAUUAAGUAGAUCGGAAGAAUCUUAUGUUAUAAAGAAGGCAGAAAAAUGUAUGAACUAUGUUAAAGAGGGAUAUGAAUUAAAGGUUGGUAUGUGGUUAAGUACAUGUAGUUUAUUAAUAUUAGGGAUGAUAAGUAUAGGUGGAUAUACAAGAUUAACAGAGAGUGGUUUAUCGAUAACUCAUUGGAAAUUUCGUGGUAUAAAAUACCCAAGAAAUGAAGAAGCAUGGAUUAAAGAAUUUGAUAAAUAUAAAAAUACACCUGAAUAUAAGGAGGUACAUUAUAAUAUGACAUUAGAUGAAUAUAAGAAAAUAUUUUUUAAUGAAUGGUUACAUAGAACAUUUGGACGUGCUAUUGGUCUAUUUUUUUUAAGUGGUGCUAGUUUUUUUUUAUAUAAAAAUGCUUUAAAAAAAAAUAUGAUAAAAAAGUUAUCAUUUGUAUUCCUAUUAGGUGGAUUUCAAGGUGUAGUAGGUUGGUGGAUGGUAAAAAGUGGAUUUGAUAAACCUACAACAGAAAAUAAAACACCAAGAGUGUCUCCAUAUAGAUUGGUUUUUCAUCUUUUUUGUGCAUCAGCAAUGUAUAGUUAUAUUUUUCUUAAUUCUUUAACAUUAAUUGAACUAGGAAAAAUGAGAAAACUUUUUGCAAAAAGUCAAAUACCUACUUGGCCAGAAUUUUUAAGAAAUGAAUUAAUGCAUGAAAUGUAUGAAAAAAGAAAUGUAACAAAAAAUAUGAAAUUUGGAAUACUUGCUUUUACACUUUUGGUUUUAUCUAAUAUUAUGUAUGGUGGAUUUGUUGCUGGUAAUGAUGCAGGAUAUGCAUAUAAUACAUGGCCAAAAAUGAUAGAUAAAUUUGUUCCUGAUGAUGUUAUGAAUUUUAUUAAAAGUAAAAAGAAAAAAUAUUCUCAAUUAUUUGAAAAUACUGCAAUAGUACAAUUUAAUCAUCGAAUGCUUGGCUAUUUAAUUGUUUUAAACAGUUUCUUAUUAUAUUACUAUUCCAAAUCAUUAGCUUUAAGUAAAAAGACAAAAAGACUCUUUUCCUUAUUACCACUUAUUACAACCACUCAAUUGAUAACAGGUAUACAUGUCUUGGUUCAUCAUGUACCUAUCCACGUAGCUCUUGUCCAUCAAUUUGGAGGUUUCUGUAUUUUAUCAACCCUCCUACAUUUGAUAAAAAAGACGUUUAAAUAA
Messenger RNA from Plasmodium reichenowi, 1293 nucleotides. RefSeq names its product cytochrome c oxidase assembly protein, putative. The coding region runs from base 1 to 1293 and encodes 430 amino acids. Gene Ontology annotation, cellular component: mitochondrial inner membrane. The transcript has a single exon. Gene Ontology annotation, biological process: heme A biosynthetic process. Gene Ontology annotation, molecular function: oxidoreductase activity, acting on NAD(P)H, heme protein as acceptor. The record is from RefSeq and is a predicted model, not a curated record. NCBI's taxonomy places the organism in Eukaryota, Apicomplexa, Aconoidasida, Haemosporida, Plasmodiidae.